Cetraspora pellucida is the source of this 285-nucleotide messenger RNA. NCBI's taxonomy places the organism in Eukaryota, Fungi, Glomeromycota, Glomeromycetes, Diversisporales, Gigasporaceae. The record is from the annotation of a GenBank genome assembly.
AUGAGUUCUAGUAAAGAAGAUUCUAGCAUAUCAAUUUCUACUAUAGAUAAAGACAAAAAAAAUAUUAGUAAUCAUCCAUAUAGUCCAGAUUGGAAAUAUUUUACUAGAGAUGAAAAAAAUUGUGAUGAACUAGCUAAAUUAGAAAAUCAUCUAGCCAAUCAUUGUACAAAAGCAGAUUCAACAAUUAUAAGAAAAUUUCUUACAAGAAUUCUUUCAAAUAAUUUAGAAAAAGAUGAAUCUAAUAAAAAAAGAAAAAGUAAUAGUCAAGAAAAACUUAAUCAAUAU